UUUCCUGUUUGCGCUCGAGGUCCAACCAGCGGAGGGGCUGCAUGUGUACUAAUCAACACACAGAGAAGAAGCUUGGUAGAGUUAAGAUGGCGGCAUGUUGGUGAGGAGGCUGGGAUCUGAACUCGAGGUUUUUCGCCAUUAAACGAUUCCUAUGAAUCCACAUAUAUACAGUUAUCGAAAGAAUAACAAUUUCCACAUCUUCCACACGUUUGUGUGUGAUUUUGGAUUGACCCCAUGACAUCUAUACACUUCGUGGUUCACCCGUUGCCCGGGACCGAGGAUCAGCUCAAUGACAGGCUGCGUGAAGUCUCAGAGAAACUCAACAAAUACAGCUAUAACAGUCAUCCACACCUUAGCUUGCUGGAGCAGGCCACCCUGAAACAGUGUGUCGUGGGUCCAAACCAUGCCGGAUUUCUCCUUGAGGAUGGACGUGUGUGCAGAAUCAGCUUUGCUGUCCAGCCCGAUCGCCUGGAACUCAGCAAACCGGAUGGCAGCGAUGGUUCAAAGUUGAGCAGUGGUUCAGGGACAGGAAGGAGCUCCAGGCCAGGCAGGACUAGUGAUCCGCCCUGGUUCCUGUCUGGUUCUGACACACUGGGCAGACUGGCAGGCAACACCCUUGGGAGUCGCUGGAGCUCUGGUGUAAACGGAGGCAGUGGAGGAGGUGGAAGUGGUGGUGGAGCAGGGGGAGGUGGAGCAGGAGGUGGCAGCAGUGGAGGAGGAGGGGGCGGAGGAGCAGGCGGAGGUGGAGGCACAUCGGGCAGGUCAUCAACAGCGGCUCGAGAUUCCCGCCGACAGACCAGGGUGAUCCGCACAGGAAGGGAUCGUGGCUCGGGCCUUCUAGGUAGCCAGCCGCAGCCAGUCAUACCAGCUUCUGUCAUCCCUGAAGAACUUAUUACUCAGGCCCAAGUAGUCCUUCAGGGGAAGUCCAGGAGUGUGAUCAUUAGGGAGCUCCAGAGGACCAACCUGGAUGUCAACCUCGCCGUCAACAACCUGCUGAGCCGGGAUGAUGAGGAUGGAGAUGAUGGAGAUGAUACGGCCAGCGAGUCCUACCUCCCUGGAGAGGACCUGAUGUCCCUGUUGGAUGCAGAUAUUCACUCUGCCCACCCCAGCGUGAUUAUUGAUGCCGAUGCCAUGUUCUCUGAGGACAUCAGCUACUUUGGCUACCCCUCUUUUAGACGCUCCUCACUGUCUCGCCUUGGAUCCUCCAGAGUUCUCCUUCUUCCCUUAGAGCGUGACUCAGAGCUGUUGCGCGAGCGUGAGUCUGUAUUGAGGUUACGCGAGCGCCGCUGGCUGGAUGGGGCCUCGUUCGACACGGAGCGAGGCUCCACCAGCCGUGAGGGCGAGCCCAGCCUGGACAAGAAGAGCAUCCCGGUCCAGAGCCCUGUCUCCCUGGGAGAGGAGCUCCAGUGGUGGCCUGACAAGGAUGGUGUGAAGUUUGUGAGCAUUGGAGCCAUGUUCUCUGAGCUGGUGGCUGUCAGCUCCAAAGGAGAGCUUUAUCAGUGGAAGUGGAGCGAACCUGAACCCUACAGGAAUGCGCAGAAUCCUUCCAUUCAUCACCCACGUGUGUCCUUCCUGGGCCUGGCCAAUGAGAAGAUAACAUUACUGUCUGCCAAUAGCAUCAGGGCUACUGUAGCUACAGAGACCAACAAGGUGGCAACCUGGGUGGACGACACACUGAGCACAGUGGCCUCUAAGUUGGAGCACAGUGCUCAGGCUUUCCCUGAGCUGCAGGGGGAACGCAUGGUGUCACUGCACUGCUGUGCACUCUACACAUGUGCACAGCUGGAGAACAGCCUCUAUUGGUGGGGUGUUGUGCCUUUUAGUCAACGGAAGAAGAUGCUUGAAAAGGCCAGAGCCAAGAACAAAAAGCCAAAGUCCAGCGCUGGCAUCUCCUCAAUACCCAACAUCACCGUGGGAACACAGGUGUGCUUGAGGAAUAACCCCCUUUAUCAUGCCGGUGCAGUGGCCUUUUCUGUCAGUGCCGGGAUUCCCAAAGUGGGCGUCCUUUUGGAGUCUGUCUGGAACAUGAACGACAGCUGCAGGUUCCAGCUGCGCUCACCAGAGAGCCUCAAGAACAUGGAGAAGACCACUAAGACCCAGGAAACCAAGACUGAAAGCAAGCCUGAGCUGGUGAAGACUGAGAUGGGUCCUCCUCCCUCCCCAGCAUCUACCUGCAGUGAUACCUCUUCCAUUGCUAGCAGUGCCUCACUGCCCUACAAGCGGAGGCGUUCUACCCCAGCUCCCAAAGAGGAGGAGAAGGUGAAUGAGGAGCAGUGGCCUCUCAGGGAGGUGGUGUUUGUGGAGGAUGUUAAAAAUGUCCCAGUGGGAAAGGUGCUUAAAGUGGAUGGCGCAUAUGUUGCUGUGAAGUUUCCAGGGACAUCAAGCAGCAUGAACAACCAGAGUACCGCUGCUCCCACUGACUCAGACCCGUCAUCACUGUUGCAGGACUGUAGACUCCUCCGAAUAGAUGAGCUGCAGGUGGUCAAAACUGGUGGGACUCCUAAAGUUCCUGAUUGUUUUCAGCGCACACCUAAAAAGCUCUGUAUCCCAGAAAAGGCUGAAAUUCUGGCUGUGAAUGUUGACUCCAAAGGAGUCCACGCAGUGCUGAAAACUGGUAACUGGGUAAGGUACUGUAUCUUUGACCUAGCCACAGGCAAAGCUGAGCAGGAGAAUAACUUCCCUACAAGUAAUCUGGCCUUCUUGGGACAGAGUGAGCGCAAUGUGGCCAUCUUUACGGCAGGACAGGAGUCUCCUAUCAUCCUCCAAGAUGGAAAUGGCACAAUCUACCCUAUGGCCAAAGACUGCAUGGGUGGAAUUCGAGACCCUGAUUGGCUGGACCUGCCACCUAUAAACAGCCUGGGAAUGGGGGUGCACUCUCUGGCCAAUAUCCCCUCAAACUCCACAAUUAAAAAGAAAGCUGCCAUAAUUAUUAUGGCUGUCGAGAAACAGACGCUGAUGCAGCAUGUACUGCGUUGUGACUAUGAGGCGUGUCGGCAGUACCUGGUGAACCUUGAACAGGCGUUCCUGUUGGAUCAGGGCAACCAGGCCCUCGGCGCACUUCUGGGCCAUCGCUGUGAUGGAAACCGCAACAUUCUCCAUGCUGCCGUCUCUGUCUGCUUCCCUGUUAGUAAUAAGGAGACCAAAGAGGAGGAAGAAGCUGAAAGGUCGGAGAGAAACACAUUUGCAGAACGCUUGUCUGCUGUGGAGGCCAUUGCCAAUGCCAUCUCUGUGGUUUCAAGCAACAGCUCUGGAAAUAGGACUGGCUCCUCCAGCAGCAGAGGGCUUCGUCUGAGGGAGAUGAUGCGGAGGUCUCUAAGAGCAGCAGGUCUCGGCCGCCAUGAGUCCGGCCCGUCAUCCAGUGACCAUCAGGACCCAGUGUCACCACCCAUUGCCCCUCCCAGUUGGGUCCCUGACCCCCCACCCAUGGACCCUGAUGGUGACAUUGACUUCAUUCUAGCACCAGCAGUGGGCUCACUCACCACUGCCUCCACUGGGACCAGCCAAGGACCCAGCACCUCAACCAUACCAGGGCCGUCCACUGAGCCAUCUGUGGUUGAAUCUAAAGACAGAAAGGCCAACGCCCACCUUAUCCUAAAGCUGAUGUGUGACAGUGUUGUUCUGAGGCCCCACCUACGGGAGCUGCUCUCUGCAAAGGAUGCUCGUGGAAUGACCCCAUUCAUGCUGGCUGUCAGUGGGAGAGCCUACCCAGCAGCCAUCACUGUUUUGGAGGCGGCUCAGAAAAUGGCCAAGGUGGGUGACCCGGGCAUUGCAGAGAAGGAGGAUGCAGAUUCUGUGUUCAUGGAAAUGAUUUGCCCCUCUGGGACCAAUCCAGAUGAUUCGCCCCUGUAUGUUCUUUGCUGCAAUGACACCUGCAGUUUCACUUGGACUGGAGCUGAGCACAUUAACCAGGAUAUCUUUGAGUGUCGAACCUGUGGUCUGCUGGAGUCCCUCUGCUGCUGUACUGAGUGUGCGAGGGUGUGUCACAAAGGACAUGACUGCAAGCUGAAAAGGACCUCUCCCACAGCUUACUGUGACUGUUGGGAGAAAUGUAAGUGUAAAACACUGAUCGCCGGACAGAAGGCUGCUCGUCUUGAUCUGCUGUACAGGUUACUCACAGCCACUAACCUGGUCACGACACCAAACAGCAGGGGAGAGCAUAUAUUACUGUUCCUGGUGCAGACUGUUGCCAGGCAGAGUGUUGAGCACUGUCAGUACAGACCACCACGCAUCAGAGAAGACAGGAACCGCAAGGCUGCUAAUGCAGAAGACUCUGAUAUGCCAGACCAUGAUCUAGAACCUCCCCGCUUUGCUCAGCUGGCUCUGGAGAGGGUUCUGCAGGACUGGAAUGCCCUCAAGUCUAUGAUCAUGUUUGGUUCUCAGGAGAAUAAAGACCCACUUAGUGCCAGCAGCAGAAUUGCCCACCUCCUGCCUGAAGAGCAGGUCUACUUGAACCAGCAGAGUGGCACCAUUCGCCUUGACUGUUUCACUCACUGCCUCAUUGUCAAGUGUGCUCCUGACAUCACUUUCAUAGACACUUUACUGGGCACACUGGUGAAGGAGCUUCAGAACAAGUACACUCCUGGCCGGAGAGAGGAGGCAGUCAGCGUCACCAGGCGCUUCCUUCGCUCUGUAGCCCGGGUGUUUGUCAUCCUCAGUGUGGAAAUGGCUUCUUCCAAGAAGAAAAACAACUUCAUCCCUCAGCCCAUUGGGAAAUGUAGGCGAGUUUUUCAGGCUCUCUUACCCUACGCUGUGGAGGAGCUGUGUAAUGUAGCAGAGUCACUGAUUGUUCCGGUGCGAAUGGGUAUUGCAAGACCUACAGCUCCUUUCACUUUGGCCAGCACCAGCAUUGAUGCUGUUCAGGGCAGUGAGGAGCUCUUCUCUGUUGAACCUCUGCCUCCAAGACCCUCACCUGACCAGUCCAGCAGCUCCAGCCAGACAGCUGCCUCAUAUAUCAUCAGGAACCCACAGCCUCGACGCAGCAGCCAGUCUCAGCCUGUCAGAGGAAGAGAUGAGGAGCAGGAUGACAUCGUAUCAGCAGAUGUGGAAGAGGUUGAAGUUGUAGAGGGUGUAGCAGGGGAGGAAGACCAUCAUGAUGACCAGGAGGAACAGGGAGAGGAAAAUGCUGAGGCAGAAGGACAACAUGAUGAACACGAUGAAGAUGGAAGUGACAUGGAGCUGGAUUUGCUGGCAGCAGCCGAAACAGAGAGCGACAGUGAAAGUAACCACAGCAAUCAGGAUAAUGCUAGCGGCCGCAGGAGUGUCGUCACAGCAGCAACUGCUGGCUCUGAAGCAGGUGCCAGCAGUGUCCCUGCCUUCUUCUCAGAGGACGACUCCCAGUCCAAUGACUCAAGUGACUCUGACAGCAGCAGCAGUCAGAGCGACGAUGUUGACCAGGAAACGUUCCUCUUGGAUGAACCACUGGAGAGAACAACUAGCGCUUCACAUGCCAACAGUGCAGCCCAGGCUCCUCGUUCCAUGCAGUGGGCUGUGAGAAACACCCCCAGCCAGAGGGCCACUGGAAGUGCCCCCUCCAGCUCCUCAACACCAGCUGCAAGCUCCACAGGCCUGAUAUACAUUGAUCCUACCAACUUGCGUCGCUCCAGUGCGAUCAGCUCUAGUGCGGCGGCGGCGGCGGCGGCGCUGGAGGCCAGCAACUCCAGCAGCUAUCUGACAUCUGCCAGCAGCCUGGCCCGGGCCUACAGCAUUGUCAUCAGGCAGAUCUCAGACCUCAUGAGUCUAAUUCCCAAAUACAACCAUCUAGUCUACUCACAGUACCCUGCUGCUGUAAAGCUCACCUACCAGGAUGCAGUCAACCUGCAGAACUAUGUUGAAGAAAAGCUGAUUCCCACCUGGAACUGGAUGGUGUCCAUCAUGGAUUCGACUGAAGCUCAGUUGCGAUAUGGCUCAGCCCUGUCAUCUGCUGGAGACCCUGGUCACCCCAGUCACCCACUCCACGCCUCUCAGCACUCAGCUCGCAGGGAACGUAUGACUGCUCGAGAAGAAGCCAGCCUCCGCACCCUGGAAGGACGCAGGAGAGCAGCCACUCUGUUGACAGCUCGCCAAGGCAUGAUGUCGGCACGAGGCGAUUUCCUGAACUACGCCCUAUCACUGAUGCGCUCCCACAACGAUGAGCAUUCUGAUGUGCUUCCUGUGCUGGACGUUUGCUCACUGAAGCAUGUGGCCUACGUCUUCCAGGCUCUCAUCUACUGGAUAAAAGCCAUGAACCAGCAGACCACACUGGACACCCCACAGAUAGAUAGAAAGAGGAAUCGAGAGAUUUUGGAACUGGGUUUGGACAAUGAAGAUUCUGAGCACGAGAAUGAUGAGGACACCAAUCAAAGUUCAACUCUGCAGGAUAAGGAUGACGACCCUGUACCGGCUGAAACGGGUCAGAACCACCCCUUCUUCCGUCGCUCCGACUCUAUGACCUUCCUGGGCUGCAUCCCACCCAACCCCUUCGAUGUUCCCUUGGCCGAGGCAAUUCCACUGGCAGACCAGCCCCACCUCCUGCAGCCUAAUGCCAGGAAGGAGGAUCUGUUUGGCCGUCCCUCUCAGGGCUUGUACUCCUCCUCCUACAUGGCAACCAAAGGCCUGGCUGAGGCAAGCAUGGACAGGAACUGCCUGGAGGUAAACAUGGGCUCCUCUCUACCCUCCCCCUCUCAGAUCCUGCCCACUAAGAUGUCUUACUCGGCCAACCUGAAGAAUGUGAUGAGUAUGGAAACGGGCCAACGGGGCACUGAGAACCAAUCACUGGCAGAGCAGGAGCUGGAGGCUUCAAAACCAGGCCCUUCACCCCAUGACCUCGCCGCCCAACUGAAGAGCAGCCUGCUUGCUGAGAUCGGCCUCACUGAGAGCGAUGGACCACCUCUCCCAUCGUUCAGACCUCACUGUAGUUUCAUGGGGAUGAUGAUCUCACAUGACAUGCUACUAGGCCGCUGGCGUCUGUCACUGGAGCUCUUUGGUCGUGUCUUCAUGGAAGAUGUGGGAGCUGAGCCUGGAUCAAUCCUCACAGAGCUGGGUGGCUUUGAGGUAAAGGAAUCCAAGUUCCGUAGGGAGAUGGAAAAGCUGAGGAACCUGCAGUCCCGUGACUUGGCUUUGGAGGUGGACCGGGAUCGAGACCAGCUGAUACAGCAGACCAUGCGUCAGCUAAAUACGCACUUUGGCAGGCGCUGCACGACCACACCCAUGGCUGUACACCGGGUGAAGGUCACCUUCAAAGACGAGCCAGGCGAGGGUAGCGGUGUGGCCCGCAGCUUCUACACGGCCAUCGCCCUGGCCCUCCUCUCCAACGAUAAGCUGCCCAACCUGGACUGUGUUCAGAGUGUCAGCAAGGGCAUGCAGGCCAGCAGUACGUGUCAUCACGAUUACAAUUCAAAUCUAAUGCAGCGUUUGAGGAACAGAGACCGAGAAAGAGAGAGGAGAAGUGGAGGACUUCGAGCGGGAUCUCGGAGAGACCGAGACAGAGACUCGAGGAGGCAGCUGUCCAUUGACACAAGACCUUUCAGGCCUUCAUCAGAGGGCAACCCUAGUGAUGAGCCCGACCCUCUGCCUGCACACAGGCAAGCCCUGGGGGAAAGGCUCUACCCACGUGUUCAUGCAAUGCAACCGGCAUUCGCCAGUAAAAUCACAGGCAUGUUGCUGGAGCUGUCCCCUGCACAGCUGCUGCUGCUGCUGGCCAGUGAGGAUUCUCUCAGAGCUAGAGUUGAAGAGGCUAUGGAGCUUCUCAUUGCACAUGGAAGGGAAAAUGGUGCUGACAGUAUAUUGGACCUGGGUCUCCUGGAGACUCCGGAGAAAACACAACAGGAGAACCGUAAGCGUCAUGGUUCAACCCGCAGCGUGGUAGACAUGGAGCUGGACGACCCAGACGAUGGGGACGACAACGCUCCUCUCUUCUACCAACCUGGCAAACGAGGCUUCUACUCCCCACGGCCUGGCAAGAACACAGAGGCCAGACUCAACUGCUUCCGUAAUAUUGGCAGAAUACUGGGGUUAUGUCUGCUGCAGAAUGAACUCUGUCCAAUCACGUUGAACAGACAUGUCAUCAAAGUGCUGCUUGGAAGGAAGGUGAACUGGCAUGACUUUGCAUUCUUUGACCCAGUCAUGUAUGAAAGCCUGCGGCAGCUGAUCCGCCAUUCGCAAGCUGGUGAAGCAGAUGCCGUAUUUGCUGCCAUGGACUUGGCCUUUGCCAUUGACCUCUGCAAAGAGGAAGGGGCUGGACAGGUGGAGCUUCUGUCUGGUGGGGUUAACAUGCCAGUGACCCCCCUCAAUGUGUAUGAGUAUGUGAGGAAGUACGCAGAGCACAGAAUGCUAGUGGUGGCAGAGCAGCCUCUUCAUGCAAUGAGGAAGGGUUUGCUGGAUGUACUUCCUAAAAACGCCCUGGAGGACCUGACGGCUGAGGACUUCAGGCUGCUGGUCAAUGGCUGUGGAGAAGUCAACGUCCAGAUGCUCAUCAGCUUCACCUCCUUUAAUGAUGAAUCCGGGGAAAAUGCAGACAAACUACUGCAGUUUAAACGCUGGUUCUGGUCUAUAGUGGAGAAGAUGAGCAUGACUGAGAGGCAAGAUCUGGUGUACUUCUGGACCUCAAGCCCAUCUCUUCCAGCCAGCGAGGAGGGCUUCCAGCCGAUGCCCUCCAUCACCAUCCGGCCUCCAGAUGACCAGCACCUCCCCACAGCCAAUACUUGCAUCUCACGUCUCUACGUGCCACUCUAUUCUUCAAAACAGAUACUCAAACAGAAACUCCUGCUAGCCAUUAAGACCAAGAAUUUUGGUUUUGUGUAAAGGUUCGACAGAAAAGAGUUUAAAAAAGAGAAAAAAAAAAAAAACAUGUUUACUGUUGUGUAAUAUUUACCUAGCUCCAUUUUUGUAGAUUUAUUUUUUGUCUAUACAAUUUUAUGAAAUUCGACAUACUGUCGCUAUCUCCCCAGGCGGUAAUAUUUGUUUGUGUUGUGAACACAAACAGCUUGUUAUUUUUAUUUCAAUUUUUAUUGCUUUUUUUCUUUUGUGUUAAUGAAGAAGAGGUAUACAGUCCAGAACAUUCCUGCAUUGGCACUGUAAAAUGUAAAAGCCCACAGCUCUGCUCUAUUGGCUUAAACCUUUGCUUCCCAGGAAUUUGGUUUGACAGAAAGCUGUCUGCCGAAACCCAGCCAAAGACGACAGCAGAAGAAGUAUUUAAAAGAAGAAAAGAAGACACACUGUGAUUACAAGUUUCUUCCUUCCCUAGAAAAGUACUAUCACUGACAGUUCACUGCUGCCUUUGUGGAAAGUCCUUUUUUUUCUUGUACAGGGGGAGUAGGGAAUUUCAAAAUAAACUUGGAUGCAAA
Molecule: messenger RNA, 9320 nt
Organism: Xiphias gladius (swordfish)
Lineage: Eukaryota; Metazoa; Chordata; Actinopteri; Istiophoriformes; Xiphiidae
Gene: ubr5
Product: ubiquitin protein ligase E3 component n-recognin 5
Exons: 58
Coding region: 235-8778 (2847 amino acids)
Biological process (GO): protein polyubiquitination; DNA damage response; regulation of double-strand break repair
Cellular component (GO): nucleus
Molecular function (GO): zinc ion binding; RNA binding; ubiquitin-protein transferase activity
Source: RefSeq, a predicted model, not a curated record